This is a messenger RNA of Acanthosepion pharaonis, 1068 nucleotides long. The record is from the annotation of a GenBank genome assembly. NCBI's taxonomy places the organism in Eukaryota, Metazoa, Mollusca, Cephalopoda, Sepiida, Sepiidae.
AUGCGCCUAAAAGUCAUUGUGUCAUUGGUUUGUCGAGUUCACAAAGUGAUAUCUUUCUUUUUAUCUAACUUUCUAUUAUCUAUCUAUCUAUGUUCUCAUCUAUUUCAGUCUGUUCUCAUCUAUUUCAGUCUGUUCUCAUCUAUCUAUCUAUCUAUCUAUCUAUCUAUCUAUCUAUCUAUCUAUCUCUCGCUCUCUCUCUAUAUAUAUUUCAGUUUGUUCUUAUCUAUCUAUCUAUCUAUCUAUCUAUCUAUCUAUCUAUUUCAGUCUGUUCUCAUCUAUCUAUCUAUCUAUCUAUCUAUCUAUCUAUCUAUCUAUCUAUCUAUCUCUCUCUCUCUCUCUAUAUAUAUAUAUUUCAGUUUGUUCUUAUCUAUCUAUCUAUCUAUCUAUCUAUCUAUCUAUCUAUCUCUCGCUCUCUCUCUAUAUAUAUUUCAGUUUGUUCUUAUCUAUCUAUCUAUCUAUCUAUCUAUCUAUCUAUUUCAGUCUGUUCCCAUCUAUCUAUCUAUCUAUCUAUCUAUCUAUCUAUCUCUCGCUCUCUCUCUCUAUAUAUAUAUAUUUCAGUUUGUUCUUAUCUAUCUAUCUAUCUAUCUAUCUAUCUAUCUAUCUAUCUAUCUCUCGCUCUCUCUCUAUAUAUAUAUAGAAAUUUCAGUUUGUUCUUAUCUAUCUAUCUAUCUAUCUAUCUAUCUAUCUAUCUAUUUCAGUCUGUUCUCAUCUAUCUAUCUAUCUAUCUAUCUAUCUAUCUAUCUAUCUAUCUAUCUAUUUCAGUCUGUUCUCAUCUAUCUAUCUAUCUAUCUAUUUAUAUAUAUUUCAGUUUGUUCUUAUCUAUCUAUCUAUCUAUCUAUUUUAGUCCGUUCUCAUCUAUCUAUCUAUCUUUCAUGCCAAUAUUUAGAGAUUGACAUGGGAGAAAAUAUUGAGCUUGACAUGGGAGCAAAUACGGAGAUUGACACGGGAGCAAAUAUCGAGACUGACACGAAAGCAAAUACGGCGGUUGACACGGAAGCAGAUAUCGAGAUUGACAUGGAAGUAAAUAUCGAGAUUGACACGGAAGACAACUUUCAUUUUGCGAUUUGA